AUGACCCUCGAAUCUUCGCUUCACCUCCUCACACCUGACCAGCUUUCGUCUCUGGCCCAUCUGCAAAUUUCCGUCCCCGAGCUCUGCAAGACUGCCCAUUAUGCCGAGAUUUACGGUCACCAUUUACUUCCAGAUCAGAAAUGCCCCGGAAGAUACUCUGAGAAGGCCAGAGAUGUGAUUCUGCUGAAAGUGUUGGAAUCCGAAAACUACGACGCUACUAAGGCAGGAGACAAACUACUAACGGUGCUGAGAUGGAGAAAGGACUACAAGCCUAUGGAUGAAGACAGAGACCUACCAGUGUUGGAUGGUCACGUUACUACAGUUGCUGCUACCAAUCUGCCUCAGACCACACUCUGGCAUCGCUCUUCGGCAACUCACAUUCCCAACUCGAUCUACAUUCGAUGGAAGGUUGGAUUGAUUGAGCAAGCUAUCAGUACUCUUGACUUCAGCUCUCCCGACAACUCUUCCAAGCUCACAUGUGUCGAGGACUUCAACCACAACAUGUACGAUGAAGUUCUAUGGAAGCAGCUGAGCACCCUGAGAGAGUUCUAUCCUGGAAUUUUCGACAAGACCUUUUUUGUCAAUGUUCCUCUGAGUCUCAGAAUUGGACUGAGAUUCUUCAACAAGUCCAACCCCGUGUACAACCGUCGAAACUCCGUCAUUCUCGGCAAGGGCAAGGAGUUGAAGAAGCACCUUGGUAACUGGGUGCCUCGAGAAUAUGGCGGAGAAGGACCAGGACUUGAGAUCCAAGGAAGAAAUGUCCGCGGUUAUUCAGCUUAUGAACACCACGCUUUGCGACAUGUUCUGACCACUUCUCCUACACAAUACAGUCAUGCGAAGGGAGACGCAUACCGAGACAGCUAUGGCCCACCAGACGAUGACGAUGUUCCUCCUUAUUACCAUUAG
Yarrowia lipolytica CLIB122 is the source of this 906-nucleotide messenger RNA. NCBI's taxonomy places the organism in Eukaryota, Fungi, Ascomycota, Dipodascomycetes, Dipodascales. The record is from RefSeq and is a predicted model, not a curated record.